GGCUGACGAGGCUGGAUUUUAUCGCGUUGCGUUAAGUAAGAGACACGAGUUUAGUGUGUGACGUGACGUUGUUAGUUGUAAUUUUUUUAUAUUCGUGUGAAUAAUGGAUAAUAAUGCAGUAGUUUCUUGGAUUUCGUCAUUAUUAAUGGGAGGUACAAUCAUGUCCGAGAGUGAAGCAAAAGUCGGAACCCAGCAAAUCCCAGAAAUAUCAGAUGGCAUGUUCACUUUCGUUGACAUGAUAGGGUCAGUGUUCAUAGUCGCAGUCGUCAGCUUCUAUUUGUAUUUCAAACACAAGAAAACAACCACAGUAUCCAGUGGAAGGUCUUAUUCUAUUCAGCCCACGUCAAUUACGUUACAAAGUACAUCGGAUACCUCGUUUAUAAAAAAAUUACAAUCAUCAGGAAGGAGUGUGGUGGUAUUUUAUGGCAGUCAAACUGGAACAGGAGAAGAAUUUGCGGGUCGUUUAGCCAAAGAAGGAGUUAGGUACAGAAUGAAGGGUAUGGUUGCAGAUCCGGAGGAAUGUGAUAUGGAAGAACUAGUGAAUUUGAAGACAAUUCCAAAUUCUUUGGCUGUAUUUUGUCUGGCAACUUAUGGCGAAGGAGAUCCAACAGAUAAUGCCAUGGAGUUUUAUGAGUGGCUACAAAAUGGUGAAGCGGACCUUACUGGUUUGAAUUAUGCAGUUUUCGGCCUCGGAAAUAAAACUUAUGAACAUUAUAAUAAAGUUGCUAUAAAUGUGGACAAAAGACUCGAAGAAUUGGGAGCUACUAGAGUCUACGACCUUGGACUUGGAGAUGAUGAUGCCAACAUUGAAGAUGACUUCAUCACAUGGAAAGACAAAUUAUGGCCUGCAGUUUGUGAAUAUUUUGGUAUCGAAUCUACAGAGGAGGAUGUUAAUAUGCGCCAAUACAGACUUGAAGAAUUUGACGAGGUUCCUGACCGACUUUUCACAGGAGAAAUGGCUAGAUUGCAUUCACUGAGGAGCCAGAGACCUCCCUACGAUUCCAAUAACCCAUUUUUAUCCAAAAUCAAAGUGAACCGCGAAUUGCACAAGAGCGGUGAUCGUUCUUGUAUGCACAUUGAGUUCGAUAUCGAAGGUUCUAAGAUGCGUUACGAGGCAGGAGACCACUUGGCUGUGUAUCCAGUCAAUAACUCGGAACUUGUUGACAUCAUUGGAAGGCAUUGUGGUAAAGACCUGAACACAAACUUCACACUCAUCAACACUGAUGAAGAAUCAACCAAAAAACAUCCCUUCCCAUGUCCGUGUACCUACAGAACUGCUCUUACUCAUUAUCUGGAUAUCACUCAAAACCCAAGAACUCACGUUUUGAAAGAGUUAGCCGAGUACUGUUCGGAUCCGGAAGAGAAAGAAAAAUUGAAACUGAUGUCGAGUACUACCCCAGAAGGAAAGGCUUUAUAUCAGAAAUGGAUUAUAGAUGAUAACAGAAAUAUUGUUCAUAUACUGGAAGAUUUGCCUUCUUGUCGACCAGCUUUGGAUCAUCUCUGUGAACUCUUACCUAGGCUGCAACCACGAUACUACUCAAUUUCAUCAUCACCUAAACUAUUUCCCAACACUGUUCACAUUACUGCUGUAGUUGUAGAGUACACUACUCCCACUGGCCGUCAUAAUAAGGGAGUUGCUACUACUUGGUUAAAGAAAAAGAUUCCUGACCCAGAGAAGGAGCUUCCUACAGUGCCUAUCUUUAUUCGCAAAUCUCAGUUCAGACUUCCUGCGAGGCCACAAGUUCCUAUGAUUAUGAUUGGUCCUGGAACUGGAGUAGCACCAUUCAGAGGAUUCAUUCAGGACAGACAACUUGCUAAGAACGAGGGAAUGGAAGUAGGAGAAACAGUUCUUUACUUUGGAUGUAGGAAGAGAAGCGAAGAUUUCAUAUAUGAGAAUGAGUUAGAAGAAUAUGAAAGAAAUGGUCUUCUCACCUUGCACCUUGCUUUCUCAAGGGAUCAACCACAAAAGGUUUACGUUACUCAUCUUUUGGAAAAAGAAGCUGACGAAGUAUGGAGAAUUAUCGGCGAAUGUAAUGGACACAUUUACAUUUGUGGGGACGCAAAAUCAAUGGCAACUGAUGUGAGGGCUAUUCUCACCAGAAUCAUCCAAGAAAAAGGCUCAAUGAACGAAGAACAAGCCACAGCCCACUUGAAGAAAAUGGAAACACAAAAACGAUUAUCUGCUGAUGUUUGGAGUUAAACCUUAUUUUACUUAUAAACAAUGAUUUAGGUAAUUGAAGAAACUAAAUCGACCAUAUCUGUUGAACGGUUAUUUUGUAUUGGUUGUGUAAAUGUAUAUUGUGACAAUUUUAAGCUGAUACCAUGGUGCCUAUUGUACAUACUAAUGCAAUAACAUGCAUUUAUUAAGAAACAGAAUCAUUCCAUACUAGUGCCUCUUUUAUUAUAUAUUCAGAUUUUAUAAAUGUUCAAAUAUCAAGUGUUGGUAACUAUCAGAAAUUAUGUUUUAGGUAGGUAGUAACAGUUAAAAUAAUGUAAAUUAUUUUAAGUAUUAUAGAAAACUUAUUGAUGAAAUUGAUUAAAAUAUUUAUAAGUGUUA
Leptinotarsa decemlineata (Colorado potato beetle) is the source of this 2557-nucleotide messenger RNA. RefSeq names its product Cytochrome P450 reductase (gene Cpr). The record is from RefSeq and is a predicted model, not a curated record. Gene Ontology annotation, molecular function: NADPH-hemoprotein reductase activity; FMN binding; flavin adenine dinucleotide binding. Lineage: Eukaryota; Metazoa; Arthropoda; Insecta; Coleoptera; Chrysomelidae. Gene Ontology annotation, biological process: response to hormone. Gene Ontology annotation, cellular component: cytosol.